UAUUUCAGUCAUAUGAUAUGGGACAAAUUGGGUCAUCCGGACCCUUUUGCCACUCCUAGAUGGGAUCCCAAUACGUAUUUCAUUGAAGAAAUUCCCCGGAGAGCGCAGAGGAGUAGACGAAACCGGUGGAAUGGAAGAAUACCCGGAGGAGUGGAGGAGUCCUCCGGUGACUCUGGUGGCGCUUGUGGGUUGCCCAGAGCACCACCAUAGCAUCACCACCCACUUCGCCUCCCUCCAGCCACCUAUCAACACCUUGGCCUUGCCCGAUUUCUCCAAGAUCAAUCUUCUACUCUCUUCUUCUGAUAACAACAACAACAACAAGGAAUCAAUUCCCGGCGGGAUCUUGAAGAGGGAUUGGCUGCUCAAGCACCGCUUCAAAGUUCCGGCCGUCGUUGCCGCUCUCUUCUCUUAUCAUCAGCUCUCCGCCGAUCCCUCUCAGUGGCUCGACGUCUGCAGCCAAAUCGAAAAUCUCAAGUCCCUGCUUCGUCCUAAGAACAUCAAAUUGCUUCUUCUUGUCGUUCAGUCUUCCAAAGAUGACAACAGUAUUAGCGAAGAUCGUAUGAUUGCUCUUCAAAAGCGUGCUGAACUGGAUCCGAAGCAUGUCCUCAUAUUAUCCCUUGAUUUGGAUGAUUCUUUCCAACUUCAACAAUCUCUUGAUAGGGUCUCCACCUCCUUUGCUGAAUUGGCUACUGCCUAUUACAGAGAUGAAGGUCGAAGGAUCAAGACCCGCCUCGAAAAAAAGGCCUUUGGUUCCGUCGAGUUUAAUGUUCGCUACUGCUUUAAGGUUGCUGUAUAUGCAGAAUUCGGAAGAGACUGGGUUGAAGCUGUGAGAUUUUAUGAGGAGGCCUACCGCAUACUGCGGGAGAUGAUUGGAACAUCAACAAGGUUACCUGCAACCCAACGCUUAGUUGAGAUAAAAACUGUAGCGGAGCUACUGCAUUUCAAAAUAGCAACUUUGAUGUUGCACAGUGGAAAGGUUAUAGAAGCAGUUACAUGGUUCCGCCAGCACAACACUGCUUAUAAAAGGCUUGUAGGAGCACCAGAAGCCAUUUUUCUUCACUGGGAAUGGAUGAGCAAACAAUUUCUGGUAUUUGCAGAGCUGCUUGAGACUAGCUCUGGAGCCAUUCAAAGCAGUUCUACUCUGGUUUUUGGCAAUGCAGAUAGACCCCUUACGGAGUGGGAAUUUUAUCCUGCCUAUUAUUAUCAGUUGGCUGCUCACUACAUGAAGGAGAAGAGAUUAGCUUUAGAACUUUCAAUUACUAUGUCAGACUUUGGUGAUGAGGCUGAUAGUAGUGUUGAUUCAGUGGUACCGUCAGUUUAUAUUGGCCAGUUUGCUCGAUUACUUGAACACGACAAUUCAAUUGCCACACAACCUCUUACUGACGAAGAGUACAUCCGUUAUGCUGUUGCAGAAGGGAAAAGAUUUCAAGAUUCAUUCGAAAUUGUUGCUCUUCUAAAGAAGUCCUAUGAAUUAUUCAGUAACCUCAAUGCUCAGAGGAUGGCUUCUCUUUGUGGAUUGCAGAUGGCCAGGGAAUAUUUCUCUGUGGGUAAUUUUUGUGACGCUAAACAAAUAUUUGAUACGGUCGCUACUCUUUACAGAAAAGAGGGGUGGGUCACUUUCUUGUGGGAGGUCCUGGGUUACCUGCGAGAGUGCUCAAGGAAACAGGCUGCGAUAAAAGACUUCAUAGAGUAUUCGCUGGAAAUGGCUGCUUUGCCAGUUGCAUCUGAAACCAGUACUCAAUCAUUUAUUUCUAAAGAAUGUGGUCCAGCCGGUCCUGCAAGUCUCCACCAGAGAGAGAGCAUACACAAGGAAAUUUUUGGGCUAGUCACUGGAGAAAUAGGGUCGGCACCCAUUGAAGAAUAUGACGAUCUAAAAUUAACUGGAGAUAACCCAAUCCAUCUUGAGAUUGAUCUUGUCAGUCCCUUAAGAUUGGUACUUCUUGCUUCAGUUGCCUUUCAUCAUCAAAUAAUUAAGCCAGGUGUAGCGACAUCAGUUACAUUCUCACUUUUAUCACAAUUGCCUCUUGACGUGGAGAUUGACCAAAUAGAAGUCCAGUUUAAUCAAUCGAACUGUAACUUCAUCAUCAUAAAUCCUCAAAAGCCUCCACUACCUGCACUGUCUAAAGAUCAACAGGGUUUCCGUGUCGAGCAUGCUGCAUCUCUGGUGCUCACCACCAAUAAAUGGCUACGGUUGACGUAUGCAGUAAAAUCUGAAUGUAGCGGAAAACUUGAAUGCCUAUCUGUGACUGCCAAAGUGGGACCCCAUCUCACAAUCGGUUGCAGAGCUGAAAGUCCCGCUUCAAUGGAUGAUUUACCACUUUGGAAAUUUGAAGACCGUGUGGAUACGUUUCCAACUAAGGAUCGUGCUCUGGCAUUCUAUGGCCAGAAGGCUGCCCAGGUUGAAGAAGCAGACCCACAAGUGGAUCUUAUUUUAGGAGCUUCAGGGCCUGCUUUAGUUGGAGAAUGCUUCUCAGUUCCAGUUUCUGUGGUCUCCAGAGGUCAUGCUGUCCACUCUGGUGAGUUGAAAAUCAAUUUGGUGGAUGUGAGAGGAGGAGGCCUGUUUAGCCCCAGGGAAACAGAAGCGGCCUCUAUGGACAGUCAUCAUGUUGAGCUUCUGGGCAUUAGUGGAUCAGAAGGAGAAGACGAAUCGCAAUUGGGUUUUGAUAAGAUAAAGAAAAUUCAGCAAUCUUUUGGCUUGGUUUCUGUUCCAAGCAUGAAAGAUGGUGAGUCAUGGUCUUGCAAACUGGAAAUCAAGUGGCACCGUCCAAAACCAGUUAUGCUUUUUGUAUCAUUGGGGUAUUCACCGCAUACUGGUGAAUUGACUUCACAAAAAGUCCAUGUCCACAAGAACUUACAAAUUGAAGGAAAGACUCCUGUUUUAAUCAGCCAGCAUUUUAUGCAUCCGUUUCGCCAGAAUCCCUUGUUGCUCUCAAGAAUCAAUCCAGGCCUUGAUUCUGAUCAAUUGGCAUCACUUCCCCUGAAUGAAACUAGUAUACUUGUCGUUUGUGCUAAGAACUGUUGUGGGGUGCCAUUGCAGAUUGAAUCCAUGUCUAUUGAAAAGAAUGAUGAUGGCAUUGAAAAGUCAUGCUCCUUACAAGAUGGAGCUCAAGACUGGCUCCCUGCUCUUCUUGUGCCUGGGGAAGAUUUUAAGAAGGUUUUUGUUCUCAAACCUGAGGUUAAAUCAUCAAAGCUUAGAUUGGGCAUGGUUGAUUUAAAAUGGAGGAGGAGCUCAGGUCUUGGAGGUCAAUCUUGUUCUACAGCCCCAGAGGAUUCGGUUGUGACUAAACAUGAACUCCCUGAUGUAAAUGUGGAGCUAUCUCCAAUUAUUGUGAGUUUCGAGUGUCCUCCUUAUGCCGUUCUUGGAGAUCCAUUCACGUACUUAAUUAAAAUUCGGAAUCAAACGCAGUUGCUUCAAGAGGUCAAGUUUUCAUUGGCAGAUACACAGAGUUCUGUUUUAUCUGGUUCUCACAAUGACACCACAUUUGUUCUUCCGAAAUCUGAGCGAAUCCUUAGUUACAAGACUGUGCCACUUGCCUCUGGGUUGCAACAGUUGCCAAAAGUUUCGUUGACAUCAGUGAGGUAUUCAGCCGGAUUUCAGCCCUCUGAUGUUUCUUCUACUGUGUUUGUCUUUCCUUCCAAGCCUCAUUUCAAGAUUGCUAAUCCAGGAGAGGAAAAAAUAAAAUCCCAAUUGGCGGAGUAAUUUUUGAAUUUAGUCUGUCAAAUUCUUUGCAGCAAAGUACAUGCAGGCACUCAUGGGUGUUUGAGACUGUCAACUGGCAUGUACUGCAUUUCAAACUCGAGUGACUGUUUAAUGACUGAACAUACUUCUCAAGUGGCUACAAGGAUUUAUUACUGCUCUUCUUAGCAGAAAAUUUUCGAAGAUACAUAGUUGAGGACCCUAGAGCUUCUGGAAGGAACAUAUGCCAACCCAUUUCUCUAAUCUCAUAAGUUGCCAAUGCAAGAGCAGUAAGAGCAAAUUUUAUGCAUUUCACGAAGAAUUUUGCUUUCUUGCUGUGAAAGUUCUUAUUGAAACGCGCGUCAUGCAAGAUUCUGUUUUUUUAUUGGGGUGUUGAGGUAUGAGAGUUUUCAUAGAUCCUUGGCAGUCAUGCCUAUGAAGCAUGUAUUAUUAAACGAUGGGAAGAGUAGACACACUGUUGGGACCAGCAAUUAUUUUUAAGAUGUUCGAUAGAGUCUCUUCGUUCAUGGUUUUUUCAUUUGGAUGGUAGGAGUCCUGCUCAUUUCUUCAUUUGUGUUUUGGUGCUUAUUUGUGUAUUAUUCCUCAGUCGACCAAGCAAUGAUUUGAUGAGAAUCCAAUAUUUCCUUUAAGCUUCAUAUA
This is a messenger RNA of Tripterygium wilfordii, 4336 nucleotides long. RefSeq names its product trafficking protein particle complex subunit 11. The transcript has 7 exons. The record is from RefSeq and is a predicted model, not a curated record. The coding region runs from base 131 to 3700 and encodes 1189 amino acids. NCBI's taxonomy places the organism in Eukaryota, Viridiplantae, Streptophyta, Magnoliopsida, Celastrales, Celastraceae.